This is a messenger RNA of Cordyceps fumosorosea ARSEF 2679, 1719 nucleotides long. RefSeq names its product inorganic phosphate transporter PHO84. Gene Ontology annotation, molecular function: phosphate transmembrane transporter activity. The transcript is spliced from 4 exons. The record is from RefSeq and is a predicted model, not a curated record. Gene Ontology annotation, cellular component: membrane. The coding region runs from base 1 to 1719 and encodes 572 amino acids. Gene Ontology annotation, biological process: transmembrane transport; phosphate ion transport. NCBI's taxonomy places the organism in Eukaryota, Fungi, Ascomycota, Sordariomycetes, Hypocreales, Cordycipitaceae.
AUGAGUGCCGAGGAGACCAACACCACCACCGUCGCCGCCUUUGGCAAGACGGCCGGCGGAAACUCUGCCUACACCAACUUCAACAACCAGUUCGCCCACGUCGAGUCGCUGGCCGAGCGCCGCCGCCUGGCCCUCGCCGAGAUCGACAAGGCCCCCUUUGGCUGGUACCAUGUCCGCGCGUGUGUGGUUGCCGGUGUCGGUUUCUUCACUGACUCGUACGACAUCUUCACGGCCUCGAUGCUGACCAUCAUGCUGGGCAUCGUCUACUAUCCUGGCGUCGGCAAGAUGCCUGCCUCCUCGGACAACGCCAUCAAGCUGGCCACCUCGGCCGGUACCGUCGUCGGUCAGCUUGGUUUCGGUAUGCUGGCCGAUAUCGUCGGUCGUAAGCGCAUGUACGGUCUCGAACUCAUGGUCAUCAUCUUUGCCUCUCUUGCCCAGUCCCUCACUGCCCAGGGCCCUGCCGUCAACAUUGUCGGUCUCAUCAUCUUCUGGCGUGUCAUCAUGGGUAUCGGUAUCGGUGGUGACUACCCUCUCUCCAGUAUUAUUACUUCCGAGUUCGCUACCACCAAGUGGCGUGGUGCCAUGAUGGGCGCCGUCUUCGCCAUGCAGGGUUUCGGCCAGCUCGGUGCCGCCCUUGUCAUGUUGUUCGUCACCCUCGGCUUCAAGAACGCUCUUGAGGGUGCCAAGGACGUCGCUCACUGCACCGGUGAUUGCCAGGUCGCCGUCGACAAGAUGUGGAGGACCCUCAUUGGCUGCGGUGUCGUUCCCGCCUGCAUUGCCCUCUACUACCGUCUUACCAUCCCCGAAACCCCCCGUUACACCUUCGAUGUUGCUCGCGAUGUCGAGCAGGCCGACGAGGACGUCAAGGCCUACAUCAGCGGCAAGCGCGAGGGUGAGCCUGACCAGGUUUCCCGCGCCGAGACCCAGAAGCAGGCCCAGAAGGGCCUCGAGGUCCCCAAGGCCAGCUUCCGCGACUUCUGCCGCCACUACAGCAAGACCAAGAACUUCCUGCUCCUCCUCGGUACUGCUGGCUCUUGGUUCUGCCUUGAUGUCGCCUUCUACGGUCUCUCCCUGAACAACGGUACCAUUCUUGAGGCCAUUGGCUUCGCCACCUCUGGCGGCAAAGUCAAGAACGUCUACCAGCUCCUCUACAACACCGCUGUCGGCAACGUCAUCAUCGUUCUUGCUGGUGCCGUCCCCGGUUACUGGGUCUCCGUUGCCACCAUUGAUACCAUCGGCCGCAAGCCCGUCCAGAUGGCCGGCUUCAUCAUCCUCACCAUUCUCUUCAUCGUCAUGGGCUUCGCCUACCACCAUCUUUCCGCCAACGCCCUCCUCGCCAUCUACGUCAUUGCCCAGUUCUUCUUCAACUUUGGUCCCAACGCCACCACCUUCAUCGUCCCCGGUGAGGUCUUCCCUACCCGCUACCGUUCUACCUCACACGGUAUCUCUGCCGCCUCUGGCAAGAUUGGCUCCAUCAUCGGCCAGGGUGCCAUCGCCAGUCUGCGCACCCGCGGUGCCACCAAGACCAACGCCUCCCCUUGGCUCGACCACGUCCUCGAGAUCUUCGCCCUCUUCAUGCUUCUCGGCUGCUUCACCACCCUUCUCAUCCCCGAGACGGCCCGCAAGACGCUCGAGGAGCUGUCUGGCGAGGACGACUACGCUGCCAACCCCCACGAUGUCGAGGCUGCCGCUGUCGAGAGCAAGCCUGUCUCGGCUUAA